GGAAAAUGACAAAGACCUUACAAUCUUCCUGAUAGGAAGUUCAAAAUUUCCAAUCCUUUGAAGGGGCCUUGGAGCAGGUUUGCCUGCGUCGUUCUCGAGUGAACUGCUUCACUCAAGCUAUUGCUCUCUCACAACCACCUUGAGUGGUCGCCUCUGUGAUUGUGCACCUCUCUUCAAUAAGAGCUUUGACAAACUGAGCUGAAGAAACAGUUUCUCGGGAAGUGCAAUCUGUUUAGCGAACCAAAUGAGCCGUGCUAGGAAGCACGUAUCGGCCCGGGCACUGGGUGAAUGUCCGGAGCUGGGGCCAAACGAGCGAAUCAUGCGGGUGGUAGCACCACGAGGGAGCAACCUGAUUGAAGUGGAAGAUCCAGCUGGAAAAAGCACGCUCGCUCUCUUGCCUGCAAAGUUCCAAAAGAUGCUCUGGGUUCGUCGAGGGAGUUUUGUGAUGGUGGACGAAGCUGACCGGGAACGAGCGGAAGAAAGUGGGGGGAAGGUCACAGGCACCAUAUCGUGUGUCCUCUUUCCAGACCAUGUUCGCGAGCUGAGGAAACGGGGCAGCUGGCCGGCAGCUUUUGACACGCUGGGGGCGGAGGAAAUGUGUGAUGCUUCGGAGCAGACGGUUUUAGAAAGGGCGACACAUGCAUUGGGACAAACAAGUCUAGAGAGGACAGCUGAGGCAACCAGCCUCGAAGAAAAGGAUGCACUAAACAGCGAGAAUGUUAGAGGAACCAGGGCAGAGUCAGAGCCUGAUUCUGAGGGGAGUGACGAUGAGGGGCGAGCGCCAUUAGAACGAAACCCCAACCAUGGCAAUAGACCAGGAGACGACUGGCAGAGUUCGUCUGAAGAGUCGGAUGAUGAGAAGGAAGACGAAUUGCGAAAGCUGCCUAGCACAGCACUAAGGACGUCGAGAUAAUGCUCCGUUAUAUUGAGUCCUUUGGCCAUCGGAUCAAUCAGAGAAAUGUGUCUCUUUUGCUGGUACACAUGCAUUGAAGUCAUUCAAUCUCAGUGCCUAUCCAACAGGGCACUCAUCAACAAGACAACGCUCAACUGACUAUUGGAAGC
Messenger RNA from Klebsormidium nitens, 1062 nucleotides. The record is from the annotation of a GenBank genome assembly. NCBI's taxonomy places the organism in Eukaryota, Viridiplantae, Streptophyta, Klebsormidiophyceae, Klebsormidiales, Klebsormidiaceae.